AUGCAAGAGACCUGCUUUAGUUCGCAUUUUGCGAUGGCGAGGUGGGUAAACACGUCCUCUCUUACGUUUGCAGCAAACUCUGGAAGUAAAAGAGCAAGCCGAAUUAUCUUUCGGCACUCUGGAUGUUGAUUUGUUUGUCAAUAUGCGGCAUAUAAAAUAUAGUUUUAGCUGUCACCGUUUGGAGUUUCAUAAAGAAAGAGCAAUCCAAUUUGAGAUCAAAUGAUCAAUCACAGCCACCAUCAGCGAUAGAGAGAGAGAGGAGAAGAAUAAGAAAUGGGUUGGAAAGGGAUAUUAGGGUUUGAAUAUGGAAUCGUUCAAGCACCAUUGGGGCCUGAUAUCUCUGGUCCUGAGCUUGUAGCUGCAGUUGCUAAUGCUGGAGGACUUGGGUUUCUCAGAGCCCCUGAUUGGGAGUCACCGGAUUACUUGCGUGGUCUGAUAAGGAAGACACGUAACUUAACUGACAAGCCAUUUGGGGUUGGAGUUGUUCUGGCAUUUCCUCAUGAAGAAAACCUAAGGGUUAUCCUGGACGAAAAGGUUGCAGUUUUGCAAGUGUAUUGGGGAAAGUGUUCAAAGGAACUUGUACUUGAGGCUCAUCUUGCCGGGGUCAAGGUUGUUCCCCAAGUUGGGAGUGCUGAAGAAGCAAGAGAAGCAAUCAAUGCUGGUGUGGAUGCAAUUAUUGUCCAAGGACGUGAGGCUGGAGGACAUGUAAUUGGUCAGGAGGGUUUGAUUUCGUUGCUGCCAAGGGUAGUUGAUCUUGUUGGGGACCACGAUAUACCUGUAAUUGCUGCUGGGGGUAUUGUGGAUGCACGUGGUUAUGUUGCAGCAUUGGCUCUUGGUGCUCAUGGUGUGUGUUUGGGUACAAGGUUCAUGGCUACUGAAGAAAGCUAUGCUCAUCCAUUAUACAAGAGGAAAUUGGUUGAACUGGACAAAACUGAGUACACAGAUGUAUUUGGCAGGGCAAGGUGGCCUAAUGCACCACAACGGGCCCUUGUAACACCUUUCUUCAGUGAAUGGAAACCGCUUCCUCAUGAAAAUGAGGUGAACCAGCCUGUCAUUGGCCAUUCGACAAUAAAUGGACAGGAAAAAGAGAUUCACCGGUUUGCGGGUCCUGUUCCAAAUGCAACAGCAACUGGUGAUGUUGAGAGUAUGGCAAUGUAUGCUGGCCAAGGUGUAGGCCUUAUCAAAGAAAUCAUACCUGCUGGUGAAGUAGUUAGGAAACUUGUCGAAGGGGCUCAACUUUUGAUCCGGCAGAAAUUCACAGACACGAAUUGAAGAACAAUGAUAAGGAGAAAUUCUUACUUCAAAAGAUGGAUCAAAUCUGUCAGAGACUUCUUUGUCGAUCCGGGUAAGAAAUUUUGAAGUUUUGGCUCUCUUUCAGGAUGAGAGAUCUCUCUUUGUUUAUGGAAUCAGUUGAUAUGUGUAAGAAACCAAAAGAAUUAUGAUUGUAUGUUUGUUUUUCGUGUGUUGAAUAACUAUAUGUAUCAUGACAAGGCAAGCCCAAUUAUGAUUGUAUGCUUGUUGAGUAUUCGAUGUAGUGAGGUGAAUUGAAGUUGGUAUUCCCCUUCCCCA
Tripterygium wilfordii is the source of this 1569-nucleotide messenger RNA. Its product is annotated as NADH:quinone reductase-like. NCBI's taxonomy places the organism in Eukaryota, Viridiplantae, Streptophyta, Magnoliopsida, Celastrales, Celastraceae. The coding region runs from base 274 to 1272 and encodes 332 amino acids. The transcript is spliced from 6 exons. Gene Ontology annotation, molecular function: nitronate monooxygenase activity. The record is from RefSeq and is a predicted model, not a curated record.